CUCGAGGCGGUUCAAUGCUCGACUAUUCUCUCCGACUAUCGGCUUCAUUAUCAUUACGACUAUAUGCCGUUCGUCCUGUAGAAGAGCACAGGGAACUUUGUGUCUGGCAAAAGCUGAGUAAUGCAGUGAGGGGAUACCAUCGGAAUGACGCAUUACUGGUCGUUGAACGUUAUCCGAUGAGUUGGAGUAAACCCAUAUAUAGUUGUUAGGUAUGUACCUCGUACAGAGUUUGUGACACUCGAAACCACUCUUCUAAUAGUUCCCUCCACGGUUAGAGGAUCGGUGCUUGACCGAUGGCGCACCGCAUUCUGCUCACAGGGGUGUCCGGCUACCUCGGCGGGACUCUGCUUGCCCGAUGGAAGAGUGCCAAUCUGCCGCCAUAUGAACACCUGUAUGCCCUUGUACGCACAGUCGAGCAAGCCCAGGCGGUCAAACGGUACGGCGCUGAGCCUUUGACAUUCAGCCUCAAGGACGAGGCGGCGAUACGAGAAGCUAUCGUCGGGAAAGAGAUCGACGUUGUGUUCUUCCUCGUCGAUGCAUUCUACUCCGAUGCCCAAGUUCUUCUGAUCAAGGCCCUUGGCGAAUUGAAAAAGUCGACAGGCAAGGACGUCCAUUUCCUGCAUACUAGCGGUGCCAAAAUAUUCUCCAGUCAUGCCGGUGCACCGACAGAUCAACCCCUUUAUGAUGAUGAUCCGAAUCUGUAUGAUGUUCAGAAGUCCCAGAAACCGCCUGUAUCUCUUAUCAAGCCGGCCAUCGAUACCAAUAACACCGUCAUCGAGCAAGCUGAAGAGUUAGGCGUGCGCAGUUACAUCUUCGUGCCCUGUAUCGUGUAUGGAGAGGGUGAAGGAUUCGGCAACCCCGUCUCGAUACAAACCGUCGCCAUCGUUCGAGCUGCCCAGGCAGUAGGACGUGUGUACAGUGUAGACCCUGGUCGGCCAUCGUGGCCCGUAUGUCAUGUCCUUGACAAUACGUCCCUGUAUUUAGCAUUGCUUCGGCAGAUUCUAUUAGACAAGAGCCCAGACAGCGGCAAGAAUGGGUACUACCUGGCGUCCCCCGGCAGCAUUGCUUGGGAAGACCUUUAUGCCAGCAUAGCUGCAUCUCUGGCAAAACGUGGAGUGAUCGCUGAUGCAAAGGUCGAAGAAGCCACAGACGAGGCUCUGACAGGAAUGGGGGCUGCAUUAGGCUGCCCAAAGGAGCUCGUUCCUUUGCAGCUGGGAGGACACUGUACUUUUACUGCCCGACAUGGUGAGAAGCUUGGGUGGCGCGCCGAGUACCCGGCGAGCCAUAUCUUGGAAACGGCUGACGAGGAGACUGGGCUGAUUCUCCAACACCCCAAGUACUGGAAAUAUUGAAGUUGUUAAAGAGGUGUCCUUGGCUGGUACACGCUCAUCAUGGGCAAGAACGUAACAUCAUUUGUUGGAUUCGACUCCGGUCCUGGAGUGACCAAGGAGAUAUCCUUGGAUGCAUCCCAUGAUGAUGCUUAUAGUCAUUGCGUCCCACCUGGAAUAAUAGCUUGGUUAGUAAAAUGCAUUUUACGUCUCACCCGCGGAUAGAUGGGGUUUGCUAGGCAUGCAUGUUAUCGAUCGAUCGCAUGACCAUCACGUAACCGUGCAGCCACCAGACACUGCCGUUGCGGGAGACCCAUGGAGCUGUAAGUGACGGGGGCCUCGUUGUCUGGUGGCAGCAUAGGCAACUUGUCCCGAGCAUUUAGCCACGGAUCACGCUCGUUUUGGACUGUUCUUUGGCGAGUUCAUCCGUGUAGGUGAACGCCAGAAAUUGUACCA
Exophiala viscosa is the source of this 1784-nucleotide messenger RNA. RefSeq lists its product as uncharacterized. The transcript has 6 exons. The record is from RefSeq and is a predicted model, not a curated record. Lineage: Eukaryota; Fungi; Ascomycota; Eurotiomycetes; Chaetothyriales; Herpotrichiellaceae. The coding region runs from base 294 to 1352 and encodes 352 amino acids.